AGACGUCAUCUGAUGUUGGUUUGCGAAGGAUCGAUGAAAAUAUUCCCAUUCGAUCAACCACUGUGUACAUUUUCCAUGGAAAGCAUAUCGUAUGAGAAGUCUGAUUUAAAGUAUGUCUGGAAAGAAGACAAUUUUGUUUUAAUAAAGUCACCUAAUCUGAAAACUUCAAAUGCUUACUUGGAACGAAAUCGAACUUAUGAAUGUGCUUCUACUGGAAGUUGGAGAGGUAAUUACAGUUGUCUACAAGUGGAAUUGAUAUUUAGUAGAGAUAGGACGUUUUACUUCGCUACUAUUUUCAUACCAGGGUUAAUUUUAGUUACCUCAUCAUUUAUCACAUUUUUCCUAGAAUGGGAUGCAGUGCCAGCGCGGACAAUUAUUGGAGUUACAACAAUGUUGAAUUACUUUACGACCUCCAACAGUUUCCGCCGGACAUUGCCCGACGUGGCUAAUUUGACAGCUAUGAAUGUUUGGGAUGGAGUUUGUAUGUGCUUUGUGUUUGCCAGUUUCAUAGAAUUUGUAAUAGUAAAUUGUACGGGGAGGAGAAAUGUAAAAUCAAACAUUUCAAGUAACGCAGGAAGUUGCAGUAUUUCAAAGGUAUGAUUAUUAGCUCAUUAUUUAUAAAUCUGCCGCACUAAGAAAUGUAUAUACUGUCUAAAUAUGAUGUUUAAUGUUAAACAAUCUUUAACUUCUGUAUAAUGUUACAACUCGCGACUGUUGAGUUAAAAGAAUAUUUAAUAAGUAUGCUGUUAAACACGAGUCUUACGGAAGUCAGCCUGUUAAAAUGAAUAUGUUUAGGUAUACCAUAUUGUAGACAUACCUGUUGACAUUUUUUAUUUCUAUAUAUAUUGGUUGUGAUCACUGGUAAGACUUUUUUGUAAAGGUUCGUAAGCAAUCUUCACAAGGGAUUUAAAAAAAUACAUACAUAUACACAUUGAAUAAAUAGAUAUAUCUACAACAAACAACGGUCCUUGGCCCAGAUCUGGAACAAGGUGAGUAAGCAUGUGUGGGCAGACGAUUUAUACCCGGGGCUAAUGAAAUUAUGUUAAUGUUCUUCUAAUGUAUAAGAUAAUGCGAGAGAUUGUAGAACUAGGUAUACCUACCUAUGUUAUUAAACUAUACAAACAACAUACGUGUUUACUGUAAACAUUUUAUAUCGUAUUAUACGCACGCAAUCAUUAUUAAAUAUUUAAUAACGCUUAAUUAAAUAACCACCAACCAGUCUAAAAUUAUAAUUUAAUUUUUUAAGUAAGUCAACAUGAUUUUAGGUUUUUAUAGUAAACUGCCCUAAGGUGGUAGCAAUUCAUUAUAUUAUUAUUAUCAUUACCGAUCCGUAGCUGACUAAAUUUGCUAGCUAUGCGUUUCUUUGAUCGUGCAGACUCGCGAUUUAAAGUUAUAAACCUCAAACAAGAAAAAUCGAUUUAGUUUAUACUCACCGGCUAAAACGUAGUAAGCAUCUUACAUUGUACAAUACAUAGACAUAUAAAUAUAUAUAUUUUUUUUAGUAUUAUUCAAUGAAUUUCGUCCCUUGAUUGUUAUCGGGAAUACAAUAUAGACUAUAGAGCAUAAAACCCUUUAUUAUUCUGUAUGAACUAUAAUAUGAGGUAACGUACGUGAAAAAGUCUGGUAAAUCAGACCUCGGAAUUUUAUUAAACUUGGCACGUAUACAUUCUUAAUAACAUGGAGUUGUCGGUUAGUUGGCAUAUAGAUAUGUGUUUGUGUACGCGGUCACUGUAUAUUUCGUUUAAGGGCAACGUGGUAAUUUUCCAUAAAACCCAAUGCACAGCUACUACUUGGCGUAAAAAAAAUGUCACGAAUAAAAAGCCAUUAAAACUUUCACAUUCUCGCGGGAAUGAUAUAAUUUUUGAAACAUUCUUUUAUUCCAUUAAAAAAUGUAUUUAAUAUUCGUAUAAAAAUAAUGUACCAUAGGUACUCCAAAAACUCAAAACCUAGAGUUUUCCGGAUCCAUUACGUCCAAACUAUACGAGGAAUACUAUCAACUAAACAUUUUAUUUUAUAGAAUUUAUAAUGGGAAUUUAUUAUGGGAACGUACACAAAUAUAACAUAGGUAUCUACACUGUAAUAUAUGUCAGGGAUGUGCAACUGGCGGCCCGCGUACCAUUUUUCCUUGGCCCAUGCUACAUUUCAAUUUAGUCUAUAAAAAUAUAAAAUGUUAAGAUUUUUCUGUAUUUUAUUUUAUUAUAUUUAUAAAAUUAUUAAAACCGAUAUAAUGUUUAUCGUAAAAGUUAGACAUAAAUUCUUAUCCAGCAUUGAACUAUUUAAUGCAAACAAUAUAAUAUUAUUUAUAGGCGUAUUAUAGUUAACAUUAGGUUUUUUUUUUGCUUUCUAUGUUCUCUGGCCCGCUAGAUUUUCGCACAUUCAAAAUUGGCCCUCUAGUAUCAUUGAGUUGCCCAUCCCUGAUAUAUGUCAUUAUGUCAUAGAAAAAAACAGAAAUAGUUAGUAAUUUUGAAAAUAAAAUAAAUUGUUUGAUACGUUUAGUUUUUCUUUCGAAACUGAAACUAUAUUUUUUUAAGCCAAAUACAUCAAAUGUUAAUAUAAUAAUAUAUUUUAAAAUAAUGAACCCGUAUAAAAUUAUUAAAUG
Acyrthosiphon pisum (pea aphid) is the source of this 2599-nucleotide messenger RNA. Its product is annotated as glutamate-gated chloride channel. Lineage: Eukaryota; Metazoa; Arthropoda; Insecta; Hemiptera; Aphididae. Gene Ontology annotation, cellular component: membrane. The transcript is spliced from 4 exons. Gene Ontology annotation, molecular function: transmembrane signaling receptor activity; extracellular ligand-gated monoatomic ion channel activity. The record is from RefSeq and is a predicted model, not a curated record. Bases 13 to 600 code for a protein of 195 amino acids. Gene Ontology annotation, biological process: monoatomic ion transmembrane transport.